This is a messenger RNA of Pygocentrus nattereri (red-bellied piranha), 1417 nucleotides long. RefSeq names its product smx5 (gene lsm2). The transcript has 5 exons. The record is from RefSeq and is a predicted model, not a curated record. The coding region runs from base 817 to 1104 and encodes 95 amino acids. Lineage: Eukaryota; Metazoa; Chordata; Actinopteri; Characiformes; Serrasalmidae. Gene Ontology annotation, molecular function: RNA binding. Gene Ontology annotation, biological process: mRNA splicing, via spliceosome. Gene Ontology annotation, cellular component: catalytic step 2 spliceosome; precatalytic spliceosome; P-body.
ACAAAGACUCGCUUUCCCCGACUGCCUCCAGAUUCCCCAAGACUUUCAGACGACUGAACUUACAACGUUUAGUUUUUGUGACGUUAGUUCGCUCUGAGCCUCGGACCGAGGCCGCUGUGCGGUGUCGGUACUAAGGCAGGUUCGCUCUGAGCCUCGGACUGAGGCCGCUGUGCGGUGUCGGUAGUAAGGCAGGUUCGCUCUGAGCCUCGGACUGAGGCCGCUGCCGCUGUGCGGUGUCGGUACUAAGGCAGGUUCGCUCUGAGCCUCGGACUGAGGCCGCUGCGCGGUGUCUGUACUAAGGCAGGUUCGCUCUGAGCCUCGGACUGAGGCCGCUGCCGCUGUGCGGUGUCGGUACUAAGGCAGGUUCGCUCUGAGCCUCGGACUGAGGCCGCUGCCGCUGUGCGGUGUCGGUACUAAGGCAGGUUCGCUCUGAGCCUCGGACUGAGGCCGCUGCCGCUGUGCGGUGUCGGUACUAAGGCAGGUUCGCUCUGAGCCUCGGACUGAGGCCGCUGCCGCUGUGCGGUGUCUGUAGUAAGGCAGGUUCGCUCUGAGCCUCGGACCGAGGCCGCUGCCGCUGUGCGGUGUCGGUACUAAGGCAGGUUCGCUCUGAGCCUCGGACCGAGGCCGCUGCCGCUGUGCGGUGUCUGUAGUAAGGCAGGUUCGCUCUGAGCCUCGGACCGAGGCCGCUGCCGCUGCCGCUGUGGUGUCUGUAGUAAGGCAGGUUCGCUCGGACGCGGACACGGGCCGAGUCCGGAAGCGCAGAGGAACCGUUCAGUCCGUCGUGAAGUAUCGGGUAGAGCGGUUUCGCUCCGUAUUAUGCUUUUCUACUCAUUCUUCAAGUCUCUGGUGGGCAAAGACGUGGUGGUGGAAUUAAAAAACGACUUGAGCAUAUGUGGAACACUACACUCUGUCGAUCAGUAUCUGAACAUCAAACUCACAGACAUCAGUGUCACUGACCCUGAGAAGUAUCCGCACAUGUUGUCAGUGAAAAACUGCUUCAUCCGUGGUUCAGUGGUGCGAUACGUUCAGCUUCCUGCUGAUGAAGUGGACACCCAGCUCCUACAGGAUGCAGCACGAAAAGAGGCCAUGCAACAGAAACAAUGAUCUACAUUCAUUUUGCUUUUUGAUGAGGAUAUUGUAAAAUAAUGUAACAUCAGUGGUUUACUUUUUUUUAAGUUUUGUAUAGUUUUUGUGACCCCAUGUAUGGAGUUUGGUUUGAAUGUCUGUCCUCAGAUAGGAGUGACAUGGUUAAACUAGACAAUGGGUAAGUCUUGUUUUAAUGACCUGUUGGAGUUUCCCAGGUUAUUUUGCUCAGAUACAUUUGUAAUACGUUAGCUCUGGUCAAAUACUUAAAUACAAAAUUUAACCCCAGAGCGAUCAAACAUUUAUGUUAAAAUAAAAUAUUAAUACUACUGUG